GGGAAGGGGGAGGAGAGCCACACAGUCAGAUCACGCAGAUUCUUGCAGCUUCUGGAAUCGAGACCAUGGGCACCUCUUAGGUCAGUGUGGGCAGGGAAUGCCCCAGGGUCUAUGCAAAAUCCAGAGGUAGUCACAGGAUGGGAUAAGUUGUACAGAUUACAACACUCACCCUUGCAAUAACGUCACUGCCUGUGACUUGGGGCCAGGCCCAGGUCAAAGCCCUUCAUGCAUCAUUUCAUUUAAUCCUCACAAUUUGCUGCUGAAAGGGCAACUAUUCUUAUUCCCAUCCCCACUCUACAGAUGAGCUAAUGGAGGCCCAGAGAGGUUAAGUGACUUGUCCCAGAUGACAUAGCUGGUAAAAUUGCAAAGACAGAAUUUGAACCCAGGCAGUUUAGCUCUGAUGGCUCACUCUGUUAAUCACAGCUGCUUUGCAGUGAGACAAAAAUGAAUGAUCAGGGAAGAAUCAACAGGGAGAGGUAAACAAGAGUGGGAAAAAGGCAAGAGUGAGAAGGAAAUGAAUGGGGAAAAGAUAGGAACAAAUAGAGAUGGGGAAGGGGAGAGAUGGGGAACCUGACUUGUCCAGGAUGGGCAUCAGUACACGUGCAGGCAGUUGGAGGCUCAAGUUUUCUGCUCACUUGUGAUGCAAGCGGUUCCCUUUCCCUCAGCAGCCACCUUGCUGCACGGACAGCAGCGGCUUCCCAUCUGGCCUGUCCUGGGAGCCCCAGCCUCAUCCUCCUCAGUGGCAGGCCGCUCAGCUUCACAGGAAAGCUCUUUCUCUAAUUGGCAUUGAAACUCACAGCCCUCCCUUUUCCUGUAGGUGGGGUUUCCAUAGGAAAAAGCUGCUUCUCUGUUUCCCCAGCCUAGCAACUGUUUGGAAGUUAGAGCCCCACAUCCUGCUCAACUGGGUCAGGUCCCUCUUAGACCAGCUCUUUUCCAUCAUUUGCUGAAGUGGACCAACUAGUUCCCCUGUGGGGGGGUCUCCCCUGGCAAUUCUUGAUUGGUGUUCGGACAUCUCAGAUCGCUUCCGAUGAAGAUGGCCUUGCCUGGGGGUCCUGCUUGUUCCAUUAUCAUCUAACUAUGGGACAAGGUUGUGCCAGCCAGUCUGGGGGAAGGAGCACGGGGCUGAUCAAGCCAUUCAGGAAACACUGGAGGACUUGUCCAGCCUUGAAAGAACUCUAGCAGUUUCUGAAUCUAGCGCUCUUGGCGGUAAGCAUGAUGCAACUUCUGCAACUUCUGCUGGGGCUUUUGGGACCAGGUGGCUACUUAUUUCUUUCAGGGGAUUGUCAGGAGGUGACCACUCUCACGGUGAAAUACCAAGUGUCAGAGGAAGUGCCAUCUGGCACAGUGAUCGGGAAGCUGUCCCAGGAACUGGGCCGGGAGGAGGGGCAGAGGCAAGCAGGGGCUGCCUUCCAGGUGCUGCAGCUGCCUCAGGCACUCCCCAUUCAGGUGGACUCUGAGGAAGGCUUACUCAGCACAGGCAGGCGGCUGGAUCGAGAGCAGCUAUGCCGACAGUGGGAUCCCUGCCUGGUUUCCUUUGAUGUGCUUGCCACAGGGGAUUUGGCUCUGAUCCAUGUGGAGAUCCAAGUGCUGGACAUCAAUGACCACCAGCCACAGUUUCCCAAAGGCGAGCAGGAGCUGGAAAUCUCUGAGAGUGCCUCUCUCCGCACCCGGAUCCCCCUGGACAGAGCUCUUGACCCAGACACUGGCCCCAACACCCUGCACUCCUACACUCUGUCUCCCAGCGAUCACUUUGCCUUGGAUGUCAUCGUGGGGCCCGAUGAGACCAAACAUGCAGAACUCAUAGUGGUGAAGGAGCUGGACAGAGAAAUCCAUUCAUUUUUUGAUCUGGUGUUAACUGCCUAUGACAAUGGGAACCCCCCCAAGUCAGGCACCAGCUUGAUCAAGGUCAACGUCUUGGACUCCAAUGACAAUAGCCCUGUGUUUGCUGAGAGUUCACUGGCACUAGAAAUCCAAGAAGAUGCUGCCCCUGGUACUCUUCUCAUAAAACUGACUGCCACAGACCCCGACCAAGGCCCCAAUGGGGAGGUGGAGUUCUUCCUCAGUAAGCACAUGCCUCCAGAGGUGCUGGACACAUUCAGUAUUGAUGCCAAGACAGGCCAGAUCAUUCUGCGUCGACCUCUAGACUAUGAGAAGAAUCCUGCCUACGAGGUGGAUGUCCAGGCAAGGGACCUGGGUCCCAAUCCCAUCCCAGCCCAUUGCAAAGUUCUCAUCAAGGUUCUGGACGUCAAUGACAACAUCCCAAGCAUGCAUGUCACAUGGGCCUCCCAGCCAUCACUGGUGUCGGAAGCUCUUCCCAAGGACAGUUUUAUUGCUCUUGUCAUGGCAGAUGACUUGGACUCAGGAAACAAUGGUUUGGUCCACUGUUGGCUGAGCCAAGAGCUGGGCCACUUCAGGCUGAAAAGAACUAAUGGCAACACAUACAUGUUGCUAACCAACGCCACACUGGACAGAGAGCGGUGGCCCGAAUAUACCCUCACUCUGUUAGCCCAAGACCAAGGACUCCAGCCUUUAUCAGCCAAGAAACAGCUCAGCAUUCAGAUCGGUGACGUCAAUGACAAUGCACCUGUGUUUGAGAAGAGCAGGUAUGAAGUCUCCACACGGGAAAACAACCUACCCUCUCUUCACCUCAUCACCAUCAAGGCUCAUGAUGCAGACCUGGGCAUUAAUGGAAAAAUCUCAUACCGCAUCCAGGACUCUCCAGUUGCUCACUUAGUAGCUAUUGACUCCAACACAGGCGAGGUCACUGCUCAGAGGUCACUGAACUAUGAAGAGAUGACCGGCUUUGAGUUCCAGGUGAUCGCAGAGGACAGCGGGCAACCCAUGCUUGCAUCCAGUGUCUCUGUGUGGGUCAGACUCUUGGAUGCCAAUGAUAAUGCCCCAGAGGUGGUCCAGCCUGUGCUCAAUGAUGGAAUAGCCAGCCUCUCCGUGCUUGUGAACGCCUCCACAGGCCACCUACUGGUGCCCGUUGAGACUCCCAGUGGCUUGGGUCCAGCAGGCACUGACACACCUCCACUGGCCACUCACAGCUCCCGGCCAUUCCUUUUGACAACCAUUGUGGCAAGAGAUGCAGACUCGGGAGCAAAUGGAGAGCCCCUCUACAGCAUCUGCAGUGGGAAUGAAGCCUGCCUCUUUGUCCUCAACCCCUACACGGGGCAGCUAUUCAUCAACAUCACCAAUGCCAGCAGCCUCAUCGGGAGUAAGUGGGAGCUGGAGAUAGUGGUAGAGGACCAGGGAAACCCCCCCUUACAGACCCGAGCUCUGUUGAGGGUCAUGUUUGUCACCAGUGUGGACCACCUGAGGGACUCGGCCCGCAAGCCUGGGGCCCUGAGCAUGUCCAUGCUGAUGGUGAUCUGCCUGGCUGUGCUGCUGGGCAUCUUCGGGUUGAUCCUGGUUUUGUUCAUGUCCAUCUGCCGGACAGAGAAGAAGGACAACAGGGCCUACAACUGUCGGGAGGCUGAGUCCACCUACCGCCAGCAGCCCAAGCGGCCCCAGAAGCAUAUUCAGAAGGCGGACAUCCACCUCGUGCCUGUGCUCAGGGGUCAGGCAGAUGAGCCUUGUGAAGUCGGGCAGUCCCACAAAGACUUGGACAAGGAGACAAUAAUGGAAGCAGGCUGGGACCCCUGUCUGCAGGCCCCCUUCCACCUCACCCCGACCCUGUAUAGGACACUGCGUAAUCAAGGCAACCAGGGAGCACCGACGGAGAGCCGAGAGGUACUGCAAGACACCGUCAACCUCCUUUUCAACCAUCCCAGGCAGAGGAACGCCUCCCGGGAGAACUUGAACCUUCCUGAGUCCCAGCAUACUACGGGCCAGCCACGUUCCAGGCCUCUGAAGGUGGCAGGCAGUCCCACAGGGAGGCUGGCUGGGGACCAGGGCAGCGAGGAGGCCCCACAGAGCCCACCAGCCUCCUCUGCAACCCUGAGGCGGCAGCGACAUCUCAAUGGCAAAGUGUCUCCUGAGAAAGAAUCAGGGCCCCGUCAGAUCCUGCGGAGCCUGGUCCGGCUGUCUGUGGCUGCCUUUGCUGAGCGGAACCCGGUGGAGGAGCUCACUGUGGAUUCUCCUCCUGUUCAGCAAAUCUCCCAGCUGCUGUCCUUGCUGCAUCAGGGCCAAUUCCAGCCCAAACCAAACCACCGAGGAAAUAAGUACUUGGCCAAGCCAGGCGGCAGCAGAAGUGCAAUCCCAGACACAGAUGGCCUAAGUGUGAGGGCUGGAGGCCAGACAGACCCAGAACAGGAGGAAGGGCCUUUGGAUCCUGAAGAGGACCUCUCUGUGAAGCAACUGCUAGAAGAAGAGCUGUCCAGUCUGCUGGACCCCAGCACAGGUCUCGCGCUGGACCGCCUGAGCGCCCCUGACCCGGCCUGGAUGGCGAGGCUCUCUUUGCCCCUCACCACCAACUACCGUGACAAUGUGAUCUCCCCGGACGCUGCAGCCAUGGAGGAGCCAAGGACGUUCCAGACAUUCGGCAAGGCGGAGGGACCGGAGCUGAGCCCAACAGGCACGAGGCUGGCCAGCACCUUUGUCUCAGAGAUGAGCUCACUUUUGGAGAUGCUGCUGGAACAGCGCUCCAGCAUGCCCGUGGAGGCCGCCUCCGAAGUGCUGCGGCGGCUUUCGGUCUGCGGGAGGACCCUCAGUCUAGACUUGGCCACCAGUGCGGCCUCAGGCACAAAAGUGCAGGGGGACCCAGGUAGAAAGACGGGGACUGAGGGCAGGAGCAGAGGUGGUAGUAGCAGCAGCAGCAGCGGCAAGUACCUGUGAACAUACCUUGGAUGCUUCUGGAUCCAAGAACCAGGGGCCUGAGGAUUGGGGACAUGAGAUGGUUUCUAAAAUCUUGGAACUCAGUAACUAGCGGUGGCCUGAGAACUUUAGGGUGACUGAUGCUACCCCCACAGAGGAGGCAGUGGCUCCAGGACUAACAUCUGACUGACCAAAGCAGCCCUUUGUAAGUGACUCUGAGUCUUUUGGAGGACAGGGACAGUUUGUGGCUAAGUGUUUGCUGGCAAAACAUACAUAGAGCACAAAGGGUCAGUCCUCUGCACAAAGGGUCAGUCCUCUGGCAGAACAGAUGCCAUGGAGUAUCACUAGCAGGGAAGAAAGGCCUUCUUGGGUAGCAGGAGUCAUGGAGCUGUACCCUGGGGGUGCCAGGCAAUGCUCUCUGGCCUACCAAUAAAGGAAAAACAGUGGCUCAUUC
Molecule: messenger RNA, 5209 nt
Organism: Callithrix jacchus (white-tufted-ear marmoset)
Lineage: Eukaryota; Metazoa; Chordata; Mammalia; Primates; Cebidae
Gene: PCDH12
Product: protocadherin 12
Biological process (GO): homophilic cell-cell adhesion
Cellular component (GO): plasma membrane
Molecular function (GO): calcium ion binding
Source: RefSeq, a predicted model, not a curated record